Molecule: messenger RNA, 6216 nt
Organism: Nycticebus coucang (slow loris)
Lineage: Eukaryota; Metazoa; Chordata; Mammalia; Primates; Lorisidae
Gene: RASA2
Product: RAS p21 protein activator 2
Exons: 24
Coding region: 30-2582 (850 amino acids)
Biological process (GO): negative regulation of Ras protein signal transduction; regulation of GTPase activity; intracellular signal transduction
Molecular function (GO): GTPase activator activity; phospholipid binding
Source: RefSeq, a predicted model, not a curated record
CGGGGCUGCGGCACAGGCCGGGCGGCACCAUGGCGGCGGCGGCGCCUGCUGCUGCGGCGGCUUCUUCUGAGGCGCCGGCGGUGAGUGCGACGGCAGAGCCCGAGGCCGGGGACGAGGACAGUCGCGAGGUCCGAGUGCUGCAGAGCCUCCGGGGCAAGAUCUGUGAAGCAAAAAAUUUAUUGCCCUAUCUCGGACCCAACAAAAUGAGAGAUUGUUUCUGUACCAUAAAUUUGGACCAGGAGGAAGUUUAUCGUACCCAAGUUGUUGAAAAAUCUUUAAGCCCAUUCUUCAGUGAAGAAUUUUACUUUGAGAUUCCAAGAACUUUCCAGUAUUUGUCUUUCUAUGUUUAUGAUAAGAAUGUUUUACAAAGAGACCUUCGCAUAGGAAAAGUAGCCAUCAGAAAAGAAGACUUAUGUAACCACAGUGGCAAAGAAACUUGGUUUUCACUACAGCCUGUUGACUCCAAUUCAGAAGUUCAGGGUAAAGUUCACCUUGAAUUAAAACUGAAUGAACUGAUAACAGAGAAUGGAACUGUGUGCCAACAGCUUGUUGUACACAUCAAGGCAUGCCAUGGAUUGCCUCUCAUAAAUGGACAAAGCUGUGACCCUUAUGCAACUGUUUCUCUAGUGGGGCCUUCUAGGAAUGACCAAAAGAAGACAAAAGUAAAGAAGAAAACAAGCAAUCCGCAGUUUAAUGAAAUCUUUUAUUUUGAGGUAACCAGAUCCAGUAGUUACACCAGAAAGUCCCAGUUCCAGGUAGAAGAGGAGGACAUUGAAAAGCUAGAAAUUAGGAUCGACUUGUGGAACAAUGGAAACCUGGUCCAAGAUGUUUUCCUAGGUGAGAUUAAGGUUCCUGUGAAUGUAUUAAGAACCGAUACCUCCCAUCAAGCCUGGUACUUGCUACAACCCAGAGACAAUGGUAAUAAGUCAUCUAAAACUGAUGACCUGGGGUCUCUUCGAUUAAAUAUAUGUUAUACAGAAGACUAUGUGCUUCCUUCAAAGUACUAUGGUCCUUUGAAAACUUUGCUGCUAAAAUCACCAGAUGUUCAGCCAAUAUCUGCCUCAGCUGCUUACAUUUUGGGUGAAAUAUGUCGAGAUAAAAAUGAUGCUGUUUUGCCUCUCGUACGACUGCUGCUGCACCAUGAUAAACUUGUUCCUUUUGCCACUGCUGUGGCAGAAUUAGACUUGAGGGAUACACAAGAUGCAAACACAAUUUUUAGAGGCAAUUCCUUGGCUACCCGAUGUCUGGAUGAGAUGAUGAAAAUAGUGGGAGGGCACUACCUGAAAGUAACAUUAAAACCUAUUCUGGAUGAGAUAUGUGAAUCUUCAAAAUCCUGUGAAAUCGAUCCUAUUAAAUUAAAAGAGGGAGAUAAUGUUGAAAGUAAUAAGGAGAAUCUGCGCUACUAUGUAGACAAGUUGUUCAAUACGAUUAUAAAAUCAAGUAUGAGCUGCCCCACUGUAAUGUGUGACAUCUUUUAUUCUCUUAGGCAAAUUGCCACUCAGAGAUUUCCUAAUGACCCUCAUGUUCAAUAUUCUGCAGUGAGCAGCUUUGUAUUUCUUCGUUUCUUUGCUGUAGCCGUAGUAUCACCUCAUACUUUUCAUUUGCGACCUCAUCAUCCAGAUGCACAGACAGUUAGAACAUUAACUCUCAUCUCAAAAACCAUUCAAACCUUGGGAAGCUGGGGGAGUCUAUCCAAAAGCAAGUCAAGUUUCAAAGAGACAUUCAUGUGUGAAUUUUUCAAAAUGUUUCAAGAAGAAGGAUAUAUUAUAGCAGUUAAAAAGUUCUUGGAUGAAAUUUCAUCUACUGAAACUAAAGAGUCCAGUGGUACGAGUGAGCCUGUGCACCUGAAAGAAGGUGAGAUGUAUAAAAGAGCUCAGGGAAGAACUCGGAUUGGAAAAAAGAAUUUCAAGAAACGAUGGUUCUGCUUAACAAGCAGAGAGCUCACCUACCACAAACAGCCAGGUAGCAAAGAUGCAAUUUACACAAUUCCAGUAAAAAACAUUCUUGCCGUGGAAAAACUGGAAGAGAGCUCUUUCAACAAGAAAAAUAUGUUCCAAGUUAUACAUACGGAGAAACCACUCUAUGUCCAGGCAAAUAAUUGCGUAGAAGCUAAUCAAUGGAUAGACAUGCUCUGCAGGGUGAGCCGAUGCAAUCAAAACAGGCUCAGUUUUUAUCACCCCUCUGCAUAUAUCAACGGAAACUGGCUCUGCUGUCAGGAGACCAGUGAAAACACUCUCGGCUGCAAGCCAUGUACUGCAGGUAUCCCUGCAGAUAUCCAAAUAGAUAUUGACGAAGACAGAGAAACAGAAAGAAUUUAUUCCCUCUUUACCCUCAGUUUUCUUAAGCUGCAAAAGAUGGAAGAGGCUUGUGGAACUAUAGCAGUCUAUCAAGGACCACAGAAAGAACCUGAUGAUUAUUCUAACUUUGUAAUUGAAGAUUCUGUAACAACCUUUAAGACAAUUAAGCAAAUAAAAAACAUAAUAAAGGAGCUGAAUGAACCUCAUGAAAAGUAUAGGAAGAAAAGAUCAAGUAGUGCAAAAUAUGGGAGCAAGGAAAAUCCAAUUGUUGGGAAAACAUCUUAGAGUCUGACCAAUUGAUUUCAGAAGAACUGGAAAAUAAUUAUUUUUCUUGGAGUUUUUCAAUUUAUCAUAUGUUUUGUUCAUAGUAUUUAAGAAUGAACAUUGGCUUCGAUGUUACCUACAUUCAUAUCAUAUUUAAUAUUUAAUAAUUGAAAUUGUUUGAGAAUCUUCGUAUUGAUGCAUCACUAGAGCAUUUGAAGCCCAGGAUUCUUUCGUGUGUCCAGAUGCAUAUUUCUGCAACUUCUUUUUGACAGACUCUUCCUAAAGAAGAUUCCUUAAGAAGUUUUGCAACAAAGGGAGAACUCCUCCAUAGCAAGAAAACAUCUCUUCUUGUAACACUGUUCUGUGGACUUGUUUUCACUACCAUUAGUGCCUGCUCUCUACUGCCAACAUUAUGUUUUACUAGAAAAUCCCAAUCCAUGACAAUUCAGAGCUUCUCAUUUAGUUCAGCUAGACCCUCUUUCCUUAAAAAAGAAAAGAAAAAAAAUUUUCCUUUGGUCUAUCAUUCAUUACAGGUUAUAUUACAGAUAGCUACAAAAAUUUUUGAAAACUACCAGAGCAUCCUUGAAACUUGGUAGAUCUUUUUGCCUUCUUAAAGAUGUAAACACAACUCAGAUAGGAAGAAUCAGGGAAUAUGUGCUAUUGUGUGCAUCUUGUUUACAUUUGGAAUGAGUGAUGGCAGAUGAAAUAUAAUGAGACCAUUAAAUUUUUCCUCAAUUAUUUUAAAUAUCUGGUACUCAUUUUCUUAAUUUGAGAGUUCAGAUUAUCAUGACUUUCAAGGACAUCUUUUCUGAAAAAGAAGAGAAAGUAAACAGUGGAUGAAAGUGGUAGGAAAAUCACUUGACUUCACCUGCUAUUUCAUGUUAUAAGAAAGGCCACCAUAGGGAUGCCCUUCUCAUAAUGUUAGGUUGUGAUCUAACUCGAGAACAGUCACUAGGCGCACUUUAAUAAUCUGGACUGCCCCAGAUUAUACUUCCGAUACUCUGUGGUAUCUAAUCUUUAUGAUCAGUUGAAUGAUCAGUGUUUAAGUUUAGAAUAAUGCUUUCCUGAAAAUGUUUAUAUUUCAUUACUGUUUCCUUAUUGCCUGCUAGCCAAAUGGAAUUUGGGCAAGCAACUAUUUGAAUACUAUUUUUCCCUAAUAAUUUUCUUUUUGUCCUAAAAACCCUAACUGUAAAUAAGCAGUCGAAGCAAGUUGCCACUUUGAAGUUAAGAGGAAUGCACUUGGCUUCAUCAGUAUUAAAAACCUUUUUUUUUGUCUUUUUUAAUUCAGAACAUUUUCUAAAUGUGGUACUUUGAACCUUGGAGUAUUUACAUGUUUCUCUUUAAAACUGUGACUUAUAAGUCUAGCUAGUAGUGCUUUUUUGUCUCCCUGAGCAUAAGCUAUAUUUCAGGAUAUGCUUUGCCAAUUAUGUUAUUGGUAGGCAAUUGUUUUUAAAGUAUAUUGUUAUUAGGUAAUUAUUUUUAAAAACUAUUGGCACACAAUCAAAGUUGUUCCAUAAAUGUAACAAAGCAAUGUAUUUCUCUAAAUGACUGUAAAAACCAGUUGGUUAUAUUUAAGAAUCAGUACUAGUCUGUAUUAUGGUAGAUGACUCUUGGCCCAGUUUAAAGACAAGUUUGAAAAAUUCCUUCUGGGGCGGCGCCUGUGGCUCAGUGAGUAGGGCGCCGGCCCCAUAUGCCGAGGGUGGCGGGUUCAAACCCAGCCCCGGCCAAACUGCAACAAAAAAAUAGCCGGGCGUUGUGGCGGGCGCCUGUAGUCCCAGCUGCUCGGGAGGCUGAGGCAAGAGAAUCACGUAAGCCCAAGAGUUAGAGGUUGCUGUGAGCCGUGUGACGCCACGGCACUCUACCCGAGGGCGGUACAGUGAGACUCUGUCUCUACAAAAAAAAAAAAAAGAAAGAAAAAUUCCUUCUGGCUCGGCGCCUAUUGCUCAAGUGGCUAGAGCGCCAGCCGCAUACACAGGAGCUAGCGGGCCGGGGUUCAAAUCCAGCCCGGGCCAGCCAAACAACAAUGACAACUAAAGCAAAAAAAAAAAAAAAUACCUGGGCAUCGUGGCGGGCGCCUGUAGUCCCAGCUAUUUGGGAGACUGAGGCAAGAGAAUCUCUUAAGCCCAAGAGUUUGAGGUUGCUGUGAACUGUGAUGCCAUGGCACUCUACCCAGAGUGACAUAGUGAGACUCUGUCUCAAAAAAAAAAAAAAAAAUUCCUUCAAAUUUUAUGAAUUUGUGGAUUCCGUAAACUAUACUAAUUUAUAAAUGUGAAUGAAUUUAGCCAUUUAAUACAUUUCUCAUUCAGAUUGAAUCUCUGAAAUGUCUACCUGCAGAGGACAAGCAAGUGUUACCAGGUACCAGUCAUGACUCUUUAGUGACUUUUUGGUCCUCUGCUAUUUUUUUAAGGCAAAAGAAAUAUUCUCCAAACAUUUAUAAUAUCAAAUUCCCAAUUACAGUUGGUUUUAAAGAUCAUGGCAUGAUAAAAGGGACCAAGGCUCUGCAUGUGCAAGUCUAGAUUUGAAGGGUAGAGUUCAGUCAUUUAGUCAUUUUCUUCACAUAACACUUUCAAACAUCCAGUUUGACUGGAAUUUACCAGCUUGGCACAGUCUGAAAAGAAGUAAUGUGAAAUUAAAUUAAUUUUCUUUGAACUUUUGAAAUAAGAAACCAUGUCAGUAGGCCCCUAAGACAACCAAGGAAUUUGCUUCCAGAGGCCUCUUUCUCUACUAUUAAUCAUGAGUGCUUUGAUUUUUACUACCUGAUUUACUUUCUCUGCCUUUUCCACAUUUAAAAUAAUCCAUAGCAGCUUAGUUCACGCUGAAAACCUGAAAACCCCAGGAAAGAAAGAAAAGGAUGGUAUGGGGAAAUUUGCCAUAACUGCCAGUUCUGAUUCUAAUUUAACCUUUUCCAUCAGUUAAAAUUAUGUUGAUCUGUUGCUUGUUUUGUUCUUAUUUGGCUUUUUAAAUAUUCAUUUAAUAAUAUGAUGGGCAAUAGCAAAAAUUUUACUCAUAAGAAUAUAAUUUAUCAAAUGGAACUGUUUUGUUUGCCAAAGAAAUAUGUUUUUAAUAUCACGGGUAAUGGUUAAGUGUCAAAACUAGGCUUUUUUUAUAUACAAAAAAAGAUGACAGUACUCUACUGAGGGCAACAAAAAUGAAAGAAACUCUGUCUCAAAAACAGUAAGUGACAAAUGAUGUGGCUUUUGUUUCUGAAGUCUGAUUUCAUUCAUUUAUCAGAAAGGUACGUUCAUGCCACAUUUUGAAAAACAGAGUUUAUUUGUAAGGGAAAGCACCUUUAAUUUGUCCUAACGGUACAUCUUAUAAAGACAGAAUUCUACAUAGCCUUUUUAGUUGUCCUCACAGUAUGUGAAAAAUACAAAACUCAUUCUAGAGUUAAAUUACCAAUCUUGAUUUAUAUUAUCUGCUUUCAUUUUUAUUAACUUGGAAAUUAAUGUUGCUAGUAAAUAUUGGUUUUUACAGUGUCCACUUUGAAAAUGUAAGUUAUCAAAACUUAAUGUAGUGAAUUUGUGUAACCAUGUUGUAUUGUUCAGAAUGUAUUUUUAUUUAAAUUUUAUUUUCUUAUCAAGAGUAUAUUAUAAAAACUAAAAACUUUUGUAACUGUUGCUUGGAAAUAACUCAAAUAAAUUACAAGAAGUCUGUC